UAUCAGCUACUGUUGGCUACUGCGAACACCAGCAAACUGUACCAUUAACGUUACGCCCAGGAUGAAUUUAUUGUAUACGCUGGUGUGCAUCUCUAUAUAAUGAUGCAGACAAAGGGAUGAGAACAUAGAACUUAAACCGUCUUUAUGGUUUUGUUUGGGGUUUUUUUUUUUUUUUGGUCCCCUCAUUCACUCGCAGUUUCAUCAGAGGACAUCAUUUCUGUCGGAUCAGAGCUAAAGUGGUCCAAACUUAUUGUACCGCCUCCGUUCAGACCAGAUCCCUGGGGUGUUCUGAAGCUCAGGAGGAAAUUUGAUGUGAUGAAUGGCGACACAUUUUAUGAGUUUAUCCUCCUGUCUGUGAGUGGACGUGAACUCAGCACGUACUUGAACUCCACUGCACGUUCAGCGUAGACAGUGAAGAGGCACAACCUCAGCCUGAGCUGUGAGCAGUGAGAGGAGAUAAGGAGCUGUCUGAGGGAGAACUGACAGAGCUGCCACCUCGCUGAAGAGCUGCAAGACAGAGCAGUGGCACCACAGGGGAGAGCAUCAUUUAUUUGGCUUCAGUGAACGUGCAAGGACUCAGAAGAGCAGCUCAUCUUAUAUUCAGGGGAUUGACAGACAAAGUGGACUGCAUAAGUACAGAUAUAAAUCUUUGGCAUUCCUCACAGGAAUAUUCAUCACAACCUGCUGAGAGAGCUUAUAGUUUUGGAGCAAAGAAGAAUACACAUAGGCUCGGCCCUCCUGUAAAUCCUGAACCACCUUGUCAGUAGCAUUAACAGCCCACCUGGUGUAGACCAGAGGACAGAACUUUAACCACUAACCAGGACUGGCCUUUUCUCAGAGGGUUUAAAGUCAUAUUUAUUUGGUGGAAUCCACAUCCCUCAUCCAGAAUGGGUAGAAGAAGCCUUUUGGGCUGCCUUCUCUUGACUCUUUUGCUCAGUUUAUCCGAUGGUGGGCUUGUGAAAAAAAUCCUAAGGCACCGGCGUCAGACUCUAGCGUCUUCUGGAGAACAUAACAUCACCCUCCCAAGCGCAGACCAUCCUGUGGUUUUUAAUCAUGUCUACAACAUCAAUGUUCCUGCUAGUUCUCUGUGCUCUGUGGACCUGGACGCCCCAGAGAGCACACAGCUCUACCCCAAAGAUGUAGCAGCCUCCUCAGGCCAUCACACCAGUGAGCACACUGUCAACGGGGAGAACCAGAUUGUCUUCACCCAUCGCAUUAACAUCCCUCGGAAGGCCUGUGAUUGUGCUGAUGACCUGCCCGGCCUGAAAGAUCUCAUGAACCGUCUGGAAAUGCUUGAGGGAGAAGUGUCAGCAUUGAAAGAACAAUGCACUGGUGAUGCUCCCUGCUGCAGUGCACAGGUAACAGGUGAGUUGGGAACUAAGCCGUACUGCAGUGGUCAUGGGAACUACAGUGCUGAAACUUGUGGCUGUGUGUGUGAACCCGGCUGGAAGGGACCGAACUGCACCCAGUCUGAGUGUCCCAGGAACUGCAAGGGCAGAGGCCGCUGCGUGGAUGGAAAGUGUGAAUGCUUCAAAGGCUUUUCUGGCGGGGAUUGCUCAUCCGAGGUCUGCUCUGUGGACUGCGGUGUACACGGCCAGUGUGUGGGCAGCCAGUGCGUCUGCUCUGAUGGCUUUUUCGGUGAGGACUGCUCUCAGUCCAAGUGCCUCAACAACUGCCUGGGCCGAGGCCGCUGUGAUGAUGGAGACUGUAUAUGUGAUGAACCCUGGACUGGAUUUGACUGCUCUGAACUCAUCUGUCCCAAAGACUGCUAUGACCGUGGACGCUGUGUGAAUGGUACCUGCUUCUGUGAUGAGGGAUACACCGGGGAGGACUGUGGAGACCGCACCUGUCUUAACAACUGCCAGGGCAAUGGUUUCUGUGUUAAUGGCCAGUGUGUCUGUGUAGCCGGCUACGGCGGAGAGGACUGUUCCCAGCUCACCUGCCUCAACGACUGCAACGGCAGAGGGACAUGCUUCAACGGGAUGUGCAUCUGUGACUCUGGCUACCAAGGUGAAGACUGCAGCCAGUUAGCAUGUCUGAACAACUGCAACAACAGAGGCCAGUGCAUAAACGGACAAUGUGCCUGCGAUGUUGGUUUCCAAGGGGAUGACUGCUCUGAGCUGUCCUGCCCAAGCAACUGCUUGCACAGGGGGCGCUGUGUAAACGGCCAGUGUGUGUGCGAGGAAGGCUUUGCUGGUGAGGACUGCAGCAUCAGGACCUGCCCCUCAAACUGCUAUGGCCGUGGGGACUGCAUUGACGGCCGCUGUACGUGUUAUGCUGGAUUCACUGGCAAGGACUGCAGUGAGCUGAGCUGUCCUAACAACUGCCAGAAUCAUGGUCGUUGCAUCGACGGCCAGUGCGUUUGUGAUGAAGGCUUCACUGGGGAAGACUGCAGUCAGAAAGCUUGUCCCAACGACUGCCUAGCAAGAGGCUACUGUGUCGACGGCAAGUGCGUCUGUCAAGAAGGAUUCUCAGGAGACGACUGCUCUGUGCUCGCCUGCCCAGAUAACUGCAACAACAGGGGGCGCUGCAUCAAUGGAAGAUGUACCUGUGACAGUGGAUAUGAGGGAGAAAGCUGUGCAGAGCUGAGCUGCCUCAACAACUGCCAUGACAAAGGCCGCUGUGUGAAUGGCCAGUGUGUCUGUGAUGAGGGGUACAUUGGAGAAGACUGCUCAGAAGUGUCUCCUCCAAAGGACCUCAACAUUGGUGAAGUCACCCCAGAGACAGUGGAUCUAUCUUGGACCAAUGAGAUGUUGGUGACGGAGUACCUCAUAACCUACGUACCAACCUUCCCUGGUGGUCUGCUCCAGGAGUUCACUGUUCCUGGGGACCAAGCUGCUGCCACUGUUAAAGAGUUGGAACCUGGCAUUGAAUAUCAGAUCAAUGUCUAUGCCGUUCUGAGCAACAAACGGAGUGUCCCUGUCACUGCCAGAGUGGCCACACUUCUCCCACAGCCAGAGGGUUUAAGGUUUAAAUCAGUGAGAGAAACCUCAGUAGAGGUGAUGUGGGACCAGCUGGACCUCUCCUUUGAUGGCUGGGAGAUCUAUUUCCGCAACACGAAAGAAGAAAAUGGAAAAAUUGCAACCACCCUCCCACCCUCUCAAAACCAGUUCGUCCAGUCGGGACUUGGGCCGGGGCAGGAGUAUGAAGUCUCUGUCAACAUUAUUAAGAACAACACCAGAGGCCCUCAGACAUCCAAAAAAGUCACUACCAAGGUUGACGGCCCCCAGCAGGUGGAAGUGAAGGAUGUGACGGACUCUUCUGCUCUAGUCAGCUGGUCUCAGCCAGUGGUUCCUGUUGACAAAGUCAUUAUGUUUUAUGGGCAAAGCUCUGACCCCUCAGAUGAAACCAGUGUGGAGAUUUUCUCCCCAGACAAACAGUACAGUAUUGACGGACUGAGGCCGGACACUGAGUACAAAGUGUCCCUUGUCUCCAGGAUGGGAGACAUCAGCAGUGACCCUGUCACCACAACAUUCACUACAGCCCUGGAUGCCCCUAAGGACCUGCAGGCUGUCUUCCAGACUGAUAACAGCAUUUCUCUGGAGUGGAGCAACAGUGCAGCUGAUGUUGGCAGUUAUCGGGUGAAAUACAGUCCCAUCUCUGGAGCUGCACAUGGCGAGGAGCUCUUCCCGCGGGGGCCUGGACACACUACAAAAGCUACUAUUACUGGGUUAAAGCCAGGGACAGAGUAUGGGAUUGGAGUGACUGCUGUGAAGAAUGAGAGAGAGAGCCUUCCUGCUACUACAAAUGCAGCCACUGACCUCGAUCCUCCCAGAGACUUUGAAAAUGUGGAGUCCACAGAGACCUCAAUCACGCUGAGGUGGCAGAAGCCUCAGGCCAAGGUCUCAGGCUACAAACUGGUGUAUGUCUCCAGAGAUGGUCAGUUUGAGGAGGUGGACAUUCCCGCCAUGGCCACGAGUCAUGUCCUGCCCAACCUGGCCCCUGGAAUGACCUACACCUUCACCUUGACUGCAGAGAGAGGCCACAAGAGGAGCGACCCUGUCACUGUGUCUGCAUCUACAGCUACUUAUACAUUUUAUUUAGCUGACUCAGAUGACCGUGAGCUAACGACUCCCCCAGGCUCGGAGGACAAUGUCAUUAGCUUUUCGCAUUUAGACCCAUCUGAGUCUCAGUUCUCUGGGACAGAGCCUGAGGAUGAGCGUGGAACACUGACGGUCUCAGGCAUCGCGUCUGACAGAUUUGACCUCUCGUGGAAACUAAAGCCUCCAGGAGUCUAUGAUAGUUUGGCCGUAGAAUAUAAAGACACACAGCGAUUGUUGGAGGUGAGAGAGGUCUACCUCCCAGGAGAUGCCGCUGGGUCUAGAAUCCAAGGCCUGAAGGCAUCAACAGAAUAUCAAAUAAAGCUUUAUGGGAUAACGAGUAGCCAGAGAUCUGCGCUACUUGAGGCGGUUGCAGUCACAGCUCCCAAGCCCUCCUCUCCAGGUGUAUUCAGUUUGAUUACCAAAGGUGCCCCACCAACCCCACAGUCUGCUUUGGAUACUGGAGAGGUUCACAGCCCAGAUCACCAUCCUCUAAAUACUCAGGCCCCUUCCACUUCUGAUACCGAUCUGAUGAGGUCUGGGGCUGAGCCCAGAAACUCAAACCUGGAAACACUGGGGGAGCUAACUGUCGCUAAUGUUUCCUCCACUAGUGUCAGCCUGGCUUGGCAGACACCCGAUGAAGCGUUUGAGAGCUUCGUAGUGGAGCUCAGCGCUUCAUCAGGGCCUACGCAGGUCCAUGUGACCACACUACCAGGAAAUGUGAGGAAGGCUGAAAUAGAUGGUUUGUCCCCCUCGGUACAAUAUAAUAUUACAUUACAAGGGCUGCUGGAAGGGAAAAGGUCUUUACCUCUCAAAGUUGUUGCUACUACAGAGGAGCUGAAGCCCAUGGUGGUGAACCUCACCAUCUCUGAGAUUACAUGGGACAGCUUCACUGCGUCCUGGACCCACAUGGGUGGGGAAUUUGACAGCUUUGUCAUAGAGGUAACAAACUUGGAGAAUACCGCAGAGAGCCAGAACCUCACUCUGUCCGGAGAUGCUUUCAGCCUGGUUAUAUCUGGGCUGAAUCCCAACACCAGCUACAUGGUUGGCCUGUAUGGGAUGUAUCAAGGCUCCUUCCUUGAACCCGUGUACACUGACGCCACCACAGUGAAUCAGCCAGUGGUUGGCAAACUAUAUGUAUCUAACUUAACGUCAGAGAGCUUUACAAUCCACUGGAAUGGCACUGAAGGACUAUUUGAUGGUUUUACCUUGGAGAUAAUUGAUUCUGAUUGGCUGAUGGAACCAGUGGAAUAUAACAUGUCCCACAAUGUACAGUCCCAUGAAAUCACAGGGCUCCGGCCCAGCACUGACUAUAUAGCCUACCUCUAUGGGACGUACAAGGGAUCCAGAACAAAUGCCAUCAGCACUGUUGCAUCAACAGCUGAAGAGCCUGAUUUGUCCAGGCUAGUUGUUUCUAACAUUACCUCAGACAGAUUCUCUCUGUCAUGGCGGACAGGAGAGAAGGCUUUUGAUAACUUUAUAGUAGAAGUCAGAGAGUCUGCUUUGCCCUCGCAGGCAAUGGGGCGCGUUCUGCCAGGAGACGUGCGCUCCACAGUCAUGGCCGGGCUCAAAUCGAGCACAAGCUACAACAUUAAGCUGUACGUCAGCAGCGAAGGCCAGAAUAUACUACCCCUAUUUGCUGUAGCUACAACAGAGGAUGUCCCACAGUUGGGGCUCGUAACUGCUUCAUCAGUGAGUCCACAUAACCUCAGCUUGUCCUGGAACACUGUGUCAGGCCACUUUGAUGGCUUUGUAAUCCGGGUCAGUGACUCUGAGCAGCAGUCUGAUCCGCUGGAGUUCACACUGCCUGGUGAAGCCCGUUACUUUACUGUGUCUAACCUGAUGGAUGCCACAGGCUAUGACAUUGAACUGUACGGUAUCUCUCACGGCCGCCACACUAACUCUGUGUUAGCACAUGCCAAAACAGCUCCUUUACCUAAAGUGGAAAACUUGACCAUUUCCAACAUUACCCCCUAUGGUUUCCGUGUGUCCUGGGAGGUCAAGCAGCAGCUGCAGCAGGAAGAAUUGUUGCCCUCUAGUGGUGGUUUCAGCCAUUUUAACAUAGUAGUGACAGACUCUGGCUGGCUGCUGGAGCCUCAGGAGUUCACGGUCCCAGGCAACCAAAGCCACCUGGACAUCUGGGGCCUCAUCACCGGCAUAGGCUAUGAGGUCAGGCUGACCGGGGUGUCAGGGUCAGGGCUCCUCUCUCGGCCCCUGACUACAGUGGCUGUGACAGAGGCUGAGCCAGAGGUGGAGCAUCUCUUUGUCUCAGAUGUCACAGCUGACGGUUUCCGUCUGUCAUGGACGGCUGAUGAAGACUUGUUUGACAGAUUUGUGAUCAAAAUAAGAGACGCCAAAAGAUUAGCACAUCCACAGGAGUUCAGUGUCAGUGGUGAUACUCGAACCCAGGUUUUAACUGGACUCAUGGGUGGCACUGAGUAUGAAAUCGAGCUUUAUGGCAUCACGUUGGAGCGGCGCUCCCAGCCUAUUACUGGGGUUGCUCAGACAGGCCUGAGCACUCCAAGGGGACUUCACUUCUCUGAAGUGACUGACUCCUCGGCCAUAGUUCACUGGUCCAUGCCUCACUCUCCAGUGGAUAAUUAUCGCAUCACUUAUGUGCCAUUUGAAGGAGGAAGUCCACUGAUGGUGACUGUGGAUGGCAGUGUGUUUGAGGCUUUGCUGCCCAAUAUGAUUCCAGGCAAAACCUACCAAGUGACAGUCAGUGCCGUGAAGGGUCUGGAGGAAAGUGACCCCAGCACAGACUCUGUGACCACAGGUUUGGACAGACCUCAGGGUCUGACUGCAGUGAAUGUCACCGACAGCUCAGCCCUGUUGCUGUGGCAACCAUCCGUGGCCACUGUUGAUGGCUAUGUUAUUACCUAUAGCGCUGAUACAGUGUCCCCGGUGGUGGAGCAUGUUUCCGGGAACACAGUGGAGUUUGAGAUGGGUUCUCUGGUUCCAGCUACACACUACACAGUUGGAGUGCAUGCGGUGAAAGAAGCUCAGAAGAGUGCCUCUGCUGUUACUGAAUUCACCACUGAUGUGGAUCCUCCUCGUGAUCUGACCGCUGUAAACAUUCAGACUGACAGCGCAACUCUGACAUGGAAACCUCCUCAGGCCGCUGUGACUGGAUACACUCUAACCUUCACAUCCUCUGAUGGAGUAAUCAGGGAAGUGGUGCUGAGCCCAACAGCCACGUCUUACAACAUGGCUCAGCUGACAGGCUCUACAGAGUACAGUGUCAAACUGCAGGCCAUCGCCGGAGCCCAGAGGAGUCGACAUAUCGCCACCAUUUUCACUACCAUUGGACAGCUUUACAGAUUCCCCAAGGACUGCGCUCAGAUUUUACUGAACGGAGAGACGACCUCUGGCCUCUACACCAUCUACGUGGGAGGAGAGGAGAGCCAGCCGCUCCAGGUUUACUGUGACAUGACCACAGAUGGCGGAGGAUGGAUGGUUGCCUUGAGACGCCAGAAUGGAAAGCUGGAAUUCUACAGGAACUGGAAGAACUACACUGCUGGCUUCGGUAACAUGAAAAAUGAGUUCUGGCUGGGUCUCGCCAACCUCCAUAAAAUCACAUCGUCUGGCCAUUAUGAGCUCCGAGUGGACUUGAGGGACAACGGGGAAUCAGCCUACGCUCAGUAUGACAAGAUCACCAUUGCAGAGCCGCGAACAAGAUAUAAACUCUAUGUAGGAGCAUAUAGCGGAACAGCAGGUGACUCCAUGACUUACCACCAGGGUCGGCCCUUCUCCACCUAUGACAACGAUAAUGAUAUCGCUGUGACCAACUGCGCCUUGUCUUACAAAGGCGCCUUUUGGUAUAAAAAUUGUCAUCGUGUUAAUCUAAUGGGAAAAUAUGGUGACAACAGCCACAGUAAGGGGAUCAACUGGUUCCACUGGAAAGGCCAUGAGCAUUCAAUUGAAUUUGCAGAGAUGAAACUCAGACCAGCCAACUUCAGAAACUUUGAAAACAGAAAAAAACGCUCAUAGACUCCUGAUCCCCUUGCACUUUCCUCAUGUCUCACCCGAGUCUCACCCCCCCUCCUCAAAUCAUUCUGUAAAGUACAUACAAAGCAAAGCAAUCUCAUUGAAUGUAAUAAUUCAGCUGGCUGUGAGAAAUGAACCAGAUGUCAUUUCACCAAAGAGUCAAACAUUUAGUCGUUUUAGUGUAGCAGUCCCAGUUUGACACUGUUGUGAGUGAGUUUACAAGAGAAGUCGCAGUUCGGUUUGUGGAUAGACAUACAUGUGUUGUUACUGGGACCAAACAGCUGUAUUCAUAUGAGAAAUACUAGUAAAAUAAUGUAAAAAAGGUCCACUGAAUCAGUAACAUGUCACAGGCACAUAGUCACAAGGCUCACACUCCCUGAAGUCACGUCGUUCAUUAAAUAAGUUAAUCUCGAACAGUCAUGGAUAAGAAUAGAUCCAUCAAGUGAUACAUUGUUAUGAAUUACUGUUAAAUAUUUACUGUACAAUCGAGUGAAUCAUUUGGAGGUCAUUAAUACCACUUUAAUUCAUAUUUAAAUUUGAUUUUCUUAUUUUGAUAGAACAAACUCUAAUGCUCUGUAACCUUCAAUACAAAUAAAAAUUUUACUUUGGUAAAUAACGUGAGCUACUCUUUUGUUUCAGUGUACUUAAACC
Messenger RNA from Sphaeramia orbicularis (orbiculate cardinalfish), 8678 nucleotides. Its product is annotated as tenascin. Gene Ontology annotation, biological process: regulation of cell adhesion; neuron projection development. The record is from RefSeq and is a predicted model, not a curated record. Bases 888 to 8030 code for a protein of 2380 amino acids. The transcript has 32 exons. Gene Ontology annotation, molecular function: protein binding. NCBI's taxonomy places the organism in Eukaryota, Metazoa, Chordata, Actinopteri, Kurtiformes, Apogonidae.